Molecule: messenger RNA, 835 nt
Organism: Gossypium raimondii (Peruvian cotton)
Lineage: Eukaryota; Viridiplantae; Streptophyta; Magnoliopsida; Malvales; Malvaceae
Product: probable LRR receptor-like serine/threonine-protein kinase At3g47570
Exons: 2
Coding region: 80-835 (251 amino acids)
Biological process (GO): protein phosphorylation
Molecular function (GO): protein kinase activity; ATP binding
Source: RefSeq, a predicted model, not a curated record
GAAUCUUGUCAAGUUAUUAACAGCCAUUUCAGGUGUUGAUCACCAAGACAAUGAUUUUAAAGCAUUGGUUUAUGAGUUCAUGGCGAAUGGAAGCGUUGAGGACUGGCUGCAUCCAUUUGAUGACAUGAAUGGAUCAAAAGCAAUAAGAAACUUGAGCUUCGUCCAAAGAAUUAACGCGGCAAUAGAUGUUGCUCAUGCACUUGAAUAUUUGCACCAUGGUUGUGAGAUACCAAUCAUUCAUUGUGACCUCAAGCCAGGCAAUAUUCUACUUGAUGAGAAAAUGGUUGGUCAUAUAAGUGAUUUCGGCUUAGCAAAAAUCCUUUCUGUAAACACGAUUAACUAUUCUACUAAUCAGUCAAACUCCCUUGGAUUAAGAGGAACUAUUGGUUAUACUCCACCAGAAUAUGCGAUGGGAAGUGAGUUAUCAACAAAAGGUGAUGUGUAUAGUUAUGGCAUUCUCUUGCUAGAAAUGUUUACAAGGAAAAGGCCAACUGAUGAAAGUUUCAAGGAAAAUUUAAGUCUUCGUAACUUUGUUAAAGCAGCUUUGCCUGGACGAGUGAUUGAGAUUAUAGAUCCCAUUCUUCUUCAAGAGAGAGCUAAACAAGGAACAGUCACAAACAUCACCUUCAACAAGAUCAAUCUAGGAAACGACAUACAUCUUCAAUGUUUGAAUUCAAUAUUUGAACUAGGGAUCAUCUGUUCUGCUGAUUCACCAAGUGAGAGGAUAGACAUAAUUGAUGUUGUUUCCAAGCUUUGUUCUAUUAGAUGCAAGCUUCUUACCCAACGUUAUAUGAUGCUAAAUCCGCAGGUAUAUAAUAAUGUCUUCUUAUGCUGA